AAUCAUUUUAGAUGAGCGAAAAUGAUGCGAAUUUGGGAUUACUAUCCAAUAAAUCUAAUGCUAAAUAUAAAGAACCGAAGAAGAACAGCGAUGAUUUUGAAAUUUAGGAUUACGGAGAUGAUUAGGAAUACGUCUCUUUAGAUGAUGCUAGUAAACUUGAUUUUAUUACUUCUUAGAAGUACAACAUGCUGAAGUUAUUUAACCAAAAUAAAUCGAAUAACCGAUCACUCCUCCUUAAAAUAACAUAUAAAGUUAGCCAGAGCUUUAAAAAAAUUAGAAUUAAUAAUAGACUUAGCAACAGAACUAAUUUACCCCACAGUAAUAAAUUCAGCACCCUUAAAUUUAAUAACAAUAAUAAUAACAAGUGCCUAUUAACUAGUACCAAGUAUUUCAAAUUUACAUAAUAUAGAAUUAGUAUAGUUAAUAUCAAUAUACUCCAUAUCAAAAUUAAUAAUAUUCUUAUCAAUAGAACUAGUAAUACAAUCCAGUUUCAAAUGUAUUCCAAUAAACAGCCGUCCUGAUUGACAGGAGUUUCAAUCAAAGAACGUAAUUAUUAUUUCAACAAAAAGACAAACCUAUUAAACUUGCAUGCAUUGUAAGACUCCCUAGAUGAUAUAAGAUGAAAAAUAACCAUUUAUGUGCUUUAGAUGCUAACAAAUUAAUAAGCCUAAUUUUGGUUAUUUUCAAUGCGGCUCAUGUAAAAUUACAGUCAUGUACCAAUCCGGAUGUAAUAUCUCACUAUUUAAUUAGUAUCUAAUUUAAUUAGAUGCACAAAAUGCCAAACUAUGAAUUAUGUCUAACAGCCUAACCUUCCAAAUACAUUAUAAUAAUAUCAAUAGUCAUAAUAAUAGUAGAAUUUACUAUAAUAACAACAACAAUAGCAAUUUAAUAUUUCAAAUUCUUAAUUGUUCUAAUCCUAAAAUUAAUAGGCAAAUUAAUAACAGUUAUCUGAGUAUUCAUAAUACUAACAGCCCAAUAAGGAAUAAAAGACUAUUGCCAGAAACUAGGUUGAUCCAAUGUAUCAGGAAAAAUGA
This is a messenger RNA of Paramecium octaurelia, 1034 nucleotides long. Lineage: Eukaryota; Ciliophora; Oligohymenophorea; Peniculida; Parameciidae. The record is from the annotation of a GenBank genome assembly.